This is a messenger RNA of Meriones unguiculatus (Mongolian gerbil), 3646 nucleotides long. It is a transcript of the gene Pld2, whose product is annotated as phospholipase D2. NCBI's taxonomy places the organism in Eukaryota, Metazoa, Chordata, Mammalia, Rodentia, Muridae. Gene Ontology annotation, biological process: cell motility; phosphatidic acid biosynthetic process; intracellular signal transduction. Gene Ontology annotation, molecular function: D-type glycerophospholipase activity; phosphatidylinositol binding. Bases 346 to 3144 code for a protein of 932 amino acids. The record is from RefSeq and is a predicted model, not a curated record. The transcript is spliced from 24 exons.
UGCUCCGGGUGCCUGCGAACCCGGGUGAGGGGCCGGGGCGCGGCGCGGCGGAGGUCCCGAGCCCGGGGGCUGGGCUGCUCCGGCCUUCUGACUCAGCCGCGCGUCCAGAUUUCGGAUUUCUCUCCUGGGCGGGGAGCGCGCAACUUCCUGGUUCCCGCCGAGACCCUCGCUGCCAGCUUCUGGCCGGCCGUGAGCCCCGCUGGCCCCGGGGCUCCUCCCUGGACUUACCUCGCCCCCGUCGGAGCCCAUCCCUGCGUGGCGAGGUGCUUCUUGGACCGGGCCGAGUGGAUCUCAGAGGGGCGUCGGGGCGGGGAGGCCUGCCGGAGGCGCCCUCGUCCUCCCAGGAUGUCUGGCGCGGAGGACAGCCUCUAUCCCUACGCGGACUACCUGGACUCCAGCCAGCUGCACAUGGAGCCUGACGAGCUGGACACUCUGAGGGAAGGAGAGGACCCAGCGGACCGAAUGCACCCCUUCCUGGCCAUCUACGACCUCCAGCCUCAGAGAGCCCACCCGCUGGUGUUCGCCCCUGGGGUCCCCGUGACAGCCCAGGUGGUGGGCACCGAGAGAUACACCAGCGGAUCCAAGGUGGGGACCUGUACGCUCUACUCCGUUCGUCUGAGUCACGGCGACUUUUCCUGGACCACCAAGAAGAAGUUCCGGCACUUUCAGGAGCUGCACCGGGACCUCCAGAGACACAAGGUCCUGAUGAGUCUGCUCCCCCUGGCGCGCUUUGCUGUGGCCUCUUCUCCAGCCCGAGAGGCGGCCGGUGAGGACAUCCCCUCCCUGCCCCGAGGAGGGUCUGAGGGCUCCAGACACAGAACCAGCAAGCAGAAAUACCUGGAAAAUUACCUCAACCGCCUCCUGACCAUGUCUUUCUAUCGAAAUUAUCAUGCUAUGACAGAGUUUCUGGAAGUCAGCCAACUCUCCUUUAUCCCAGACCUUGGCUCCAAAGGACUGGAAGGGGUGAUCCGGAAGCGCUCUGGCGGGCAUCGAGUUCCUGGCUUCACCUGCUGUGGCCGAGACCAAGUGUGUUACCGAUGGUCCAAGAGGUGGCUGGUGGUGAAGGACUCCUUCCUGCUGUACAUGCGCCUGGAGACCGGCGCCAUCUCGUUUGUUCAGCUUUUCGACCCCGGCUUUGAAGUGCAGGUUGGGAAAAGGAGCACGGAGGUGCGGUAUGGGGUGAGGAUUGACACCUCGCACAGGUCCCUGAUUCUCAAGUGCAGCAGCUACCGGCAGGCGAGGUGGUGGGGCCAGGAGAUCACAGAGCUGGCGCAGGGGCCGGGCAGGGACUUCAUACAGCUGCACCGGCACGACAGCUACGCCCCGGUCCGGCCCGGCACCCUGGCCCGGUGGUUUGUGAAUGGGGCAGGUUACUUUGCUGCUGUGGCGGAUGCCAUCCUGCGAGCUCACGAGGAGAUUUUCAUCACAGACUGGUGGCUGAGUCCUGAGAUCUACCUGAAGCGCCCGGCCCAUUCAGACGACUGGAGACUGGACGUUAUGCUCAAGAGGAAGGCGGAAGAAGGUGUCCGCGUCUCUAUACUGCUGUUCAAGGAAGUGGAGCUGGCCCUGGGCAUCAACAGCGGCUACAGUAAGAGGACGCUCAUGCUGCUGCACCCCAACAUAAAGGUGAUGCGCCACCCGGACCUUGUGACGCUGUGGGCCCAUCACGAGAAGCUCCUGGUAGUAGACCAGGCAGUGGCUUUCUUGGGGGGGCUGGACCUUGCCUAUGGCCGCUGGGAUGACAUGCGGUACCGGCUGACUGACCUGGGGGACCCCUCCAAAGCUGGACAUCCACAGACCCCCACAGCAGGUGCAGACCCCGUGGCCGCCCCAGACCUCUCGCACAACCAGUUCUUCUGGCUGGGAAAGGACUACAGCAACCUCAUCACCAAGGACUGGGUGCAGCUGGACCGGCCUUUUGAAGAUUUCAUCGACAGGGAGACCAUGCCCAGGAUGCCGUGGCGGGAUGUUGGCGUGGUGGUACACGGUGCAGCUGCCCGGGACCUGGCCCGGCACUUCAUCCAGCGCUGGAACUUCACCAAGACCAUCAAGGCCAAGUACAAGACACCCGUGUACCCCUUCCUGCUGCCCAAGUCCACCAGCACCGCAAACUGUCUCCCUUUCACAAUCCCAGGCGGGCAGUGCACCCGGGUGCAGGUCUUGAGGUCCGUGGACCGGUGGUCGGCAGGGACUUCAGAGAACUCCAUCCUCAACGCCUACCUGCACACCAUCCGGGAGAGCCAGCACUUUCUCUACAUCGAGAAUCAGUUCUUCAUCAGCUGCGCAGAUGGACGCACAGUCCUCAACAAGGUGGGCGAUGAGAUUGUGGACAGGAUCCUGAAGGCCCACAAGCAGGGCCAGUGUUUCCGGGUCUACGUGCUUUUGCCUCUGCUGCCUGGCUUUGAGGGGGACAUCUCCACAGGGGGUGGUAACUCCAUCCAGGCCAUUCUCCACUUCACUUACAGGACCCUGUGUCGUGGGGAAUAUUCAAUCUUACAUCGUCUCAAAGCAGCCAUGGGGACGGCGUGGCGGGAUUACGUGUCCAUCUGUGGGCUUCGCACACAUGGAGAGCUGGGCGGGCACCCGAUCUCCGAGCUCAUCUACAUCCACAGCAAGAUGCUCAUUGCGGAUGACAGGACGGUCAUCAUCGGCUCCGCGAACAUCAAUGACAGGAGCUUGCUGGGGAAGCGGGACAGUGAGCUCGCCAUUCUCAUUGAGGACACGGAAAUGGAGCCAUCCCUCAUGGACGGGGUGGGGUACCAGGCAGGCAGGUUCGCCCUGAGUCUGCGGAAACACUGCUUCAGUGUGAUUCUCGGGGCAAAUGCCCGGCCAGACCUGGACCUCAGAGACCCUGUCUGUGAUGACUUCUUCCAGCUGUGGCAAGACACAGCGGAGAAUAAUGCCAGCAUCUAUGAGCAGAUCUUCCGCUGCCUGCCAUCCAAUGCCACCCGUUCCCUGCGGACGCUCCGGGAGUAUGUGGCUGUGGAGCCCCUGGCCACAGUCAGCCCUUCUUUGGCUCAGUCUGAGCUUGCCCACGUCCAGGGCCACCUAGUUCACUUCCCCCUCAAGUUCCUGGAGGACGAGUCCUUGUUGCCCCCACUGGGAAGCAAGGAGGGCAUGAUCCCUUUAGAAGUGUGGACAUAGCUGGGGCCCCGAGCGGCCACAUUUCUUAGCCACUGGGCUCCGCUGGGCCUGGAUCCUUGCCCCAAACCCUGAGCUCCAAGGGCGCUGCCCUUUGACCUCUGGGGAGGACAACUCUGAGUCCUAGAGAAUCACAGAGGACCUUCACUGGAGCAGUAGCCAAAGGGAGCACUCCCGAACCUGGCCCGGUGAUCCAGGAGUUCUAGAGACGCUUGUCUCCUGCGACUGAGUUCAGACCACUACCCCACAGAACCCUGAUCCCUCUAGGAGGCUGAGGGAGGCCCAGCCUGCUACUGCAGGAAAAGGGGCUCCUGUCCAGGGGCCCUUUCAUCUCACUCCUCCUCCUGGCCUCCUGCCCCAGGGCCCCUCCCAGCCCAUGCAGCCGAGAUGGAGUGUAGCCCCACCGAGGUGGUGGGAAGGACACCGUCACUGCCUCCAGCAGCCUGCUGACGACACUAACUUUGCACCAGCUCAUCACGCAUUUCAUAAUAAACUGUAGAAAAGG